CCUCACUGUUACUGUACUUUCACUUUUUAUUUUAUUAUUAUUAUUAUUCACUUCCCCACAGAAGAACACAAGCCAUAUGCUGCUGUAGAGUCAAAACUUCACUUGUUUGCAGCUUUUGUCUGAAGGUCUACCGAUCAUGGCGACGUCUGCCGGAGACAGCAGCGUUCUCGAGGAGGAGCUGACGUGUCCAGUGUGUCUGGAUCUUUACCGUGAUCCACACCUGCUGCCCUGCGGACAUAACUUCUGUCUGCCGUGCCUGCGCAGACUCAAGAGCCGUGCAGACCACGGCCGUCUGCGAUGUCCCGAGUGCAGACAGACUCACCGCAGCUCCGCCAGCUGGCAGAAGAACUUCAAACUGGCCAACAUCGCUGACGGUUUCCGCCGUCGUGGCCAAUCAGAGCGCUCCGCCCAGAGCCGGAGCGACGCGUCUCGCAGACCCACCCAGGUUCGCUGCGAUUACUGUCCCGAGGACGCCAGCGAUGACGGGAAGGGUCCGGUGGCGGUUAAAACCUGCCUGAAGUGUGAAGUGUCCAUGUGCCCGAAGCACGUCCAGCCUCAUCUGGAGCUGCCGGCGUUCAGAGAGCAUCCGCUGGUGGAGCCGCUCGGUGACAUGAGGAAGAGGAAGUGUCUGGAGCACGACGAGAUGUUUCGGUACUAUUGCCUGGACGAGCGCUUGUUCCUCUGUAACGCCUGCACCAUUGAGGGAACGCACUGUGGACACUCCAUCAAAACCCUGAAGAACACCAUGAAGGAUUCCAAGACCUAUCUUGACAUUGAGCUGCAGAAGACGAACAGAAAGAUCCUUAAAGCAGAAAAAAAUCGACUGGAACAAAAGGAGAUUGAACAGCACAACAAGGCCUACCGUGACGACACAGACCAACACCUGGAUGCUUUCCGAGAGACUUCUAUUGCACAUCUGGAUGCUUUUCUGUCCUCGCUGCGUGAGUGCCUCCGUACUUACGACGGUGAGCAGUGUUUGGGAAUCCAGCAGAACCUGAGUCGAAUAACACAAGAUCAAACCCGUCUACAAGAGGUUCACUCGGGCUUCGAGAGGCUUCUACAGGAGAGCGACGCUUUCCAGUUCAUUAAGGAUUACAAUUCAUCUAUAAAAAGGUACCGGCGGCUGCUGAGAAAGCCUCUGUUUUACCCUGAUGAGCCCACAGUCGACACAGAGCCGCUGUAUGAAACGAUGGAAGGAAAGAUGGGCGAGUUCAUUGCUGAACUGCGGCAACACGCCAGCACACUCAUCAGCACCAUCUGUGAAUUUGACGGGGGAGAUGCUGAGGAGGAGGUGGAUGACAACGACGACGACGAUGAAGAUGAUGAAGAUGAUGAUGAAGAAGAAGAAAGUUUUGAUGAGGAUGAUAAUGAGGAUGAAGAGGGUGAGGAGGAGAUGAGGAGUGAGGAAGAGGAGCAGCAGAACAUCACUGACUCUGGAGAUGAAGAAUAUACGCCGGAGGAGGAGGAGGAUGAGGAGGACUAGAAGAAGAUCUGCACUUGAGUUCCCGGAGCCGAAGUCUUCAUACGAGGGUGAUCUUACACACAGAGCUCAUCAUGCAGUGGACUGCUGUUUGACGUUUCGGUGAAAUGCUUGCUUUGCCAUUAUUUAAACAGAAAAUUAGAUUUUCCAAUAACACAAAAUAUUAUAGACAACAGGUCACACUUGAGUGUUGAACCUGACAAAUUGUGGAUGAAAACGACUUCCUGAGAUAUUAAUAAUGUCUUUAUAACAGUAUUUAUUAGUUUGAGGAGGAGGAGGGGGAGGGGUAUAAAUAAAAUAAAUAAAUAAAUAAAUGUAAAAAAAUUCCAGUUGGGUAUGUUUAAAAGUUCAGGGUACAUAAUGGCAAUUUGGGAUGGGCUCCAUUUGCACUUUUUUUUUUUUCCAAGUUGGUUCCAGUAUAUUUUGAUUUUUCUUUCAUCCAGAUGGUGGGAGGAAAAAAAUAAAUGUAUAGCUUUUUGCAACUGUUAGUAAUUGUGUAAGA
Onychostoma macrolepis is the source of this 1982-nucleotide messenger RNA. RefSeq lists its product as uncharacterized. The record is from RefSeq and is a predicted model, not a curated record. The transcript is spliced from 7 exons. Gene Ontology annotation, molecular function: zinc ion binding. The coding region runs from base 137 to 1483 and encodes 448 amino acids. NCBI's taxonomy places the organism in Eukaryota, Metazoa, Chordata, Actinopteri, Cypriniformes, Cyprinidae.